AGCUUCAGAUGUAGAGUAGAAACGGGGAAAGUCCUACAAUAUUGGCAUCAUGGAUGCAGCCACUCCCCCAUCCCACAUAUUGGGCUAUACAAUUCGUAGCCGAACACGAAUCUACGUCUCGUAUAUAACGCCCAUCUGUCUAGCCCUAUUGGUGUAUCUAAUGCAAAUGGCAUCGGAUUUGGCAUUAGGCUGUCAAUAUAUAAUGCAGAAAGAACCUGGUUUUGGAGCUGGCACUUUGGUUUUAGUGUUCAUACCACCGAUUCUCACAUUUAUCUUGGUCGUCAGUUCCAAGGAGCAAAGAGAAGGCGCCACCUCGGGACGAAAUAAAUGCUUUGGCCUGUGUGUAGGCUUGCUCAAACUUUUGUUUUUCCCAUUCUUUGUGGUAUACAGGUUCACCAAGCGAUUAUUUUGGUCCGUCGAGGGACUCUACCACGAUGACGAUGAUGUGGAACGCAUGAAGUGUCUGGCCAAGGCGAUGCAGACAUCCAAUAUAGAGCUAUAUCUGUUGAUUCAGGCUUAUGCCCAAGCGGCACCACAGAUUGUAUUGCAGCUGUAUUACAUGCUGGCCCAGGAUAUGUUCCGCAACUAUGAAACGUCCACUGUGCAGGCCCUGUCACUGGUCUUCUCAGCCAUCGAUCUGGCUGCCAUAACAACCAGCUACCACCGCAUUGAAAGCCAGCGUCGAGUAGGUCGACAUUAUCCCUGGGCUACAACGAAACAGAUCGAAUCCCAUCAAAGUCGUUUGGAGCAGAAUGAACGACUGUGCAGCGAAGCGGCUUGUAAGAAACGAGAAUCGGAGCGCACUAUAGCCAGUUUUCCUGAAUCCGACAAGAUCAUGGCCAAUUUUCAUGCUCGGCAGCGGCUCGAGUCCUCGCCGAAGGUAGCCACCCAUGAGCUCCACAUUAGAGGCGAAGACGAGGUGGAUAACGAUGCCUUGGAGACAAUGGAAACCAAGGCGCUGCUCCACAGUGGACCAACAUUGGGAGCGGGCAAUGCCACCGAUGAUGAUAAAAUCGAAGAGACUAGGCCUAAACUGCGAAUUCAAAGGCCUUACCAAGAUUUGAAACACUUGGAUAGCAUUGAAAUUAUUGACUCAGUGCCCUUGGAUCCUAUCGAAGUGUUGGAUUCAGUGCCCGAAACACCAGCCCCACCGCCACCACCACCAGCCACGGCUCCACCUUCUGUACCAGUGCUUAGAGCCAGGGAGACGGAUAUGCGACGCCUGACGCGACCGUUUUCUCAACUAGAGACAUUUAAGGACAUGCUGCUGGUCAAUGCCCAAUUGUAUAUAAAGGAAAAUGUGCCACGCCCACCAAAACUACUCAUUAAUCGCCUUCACGACGAGGAGGAAAAGACAGAGAACAGUCCACUGCUAAAACCAACAACCCCUCUGGCCAAGGGUACACCACUCACUCCUAAGGAUGUGGUGGACUUCUUUUUCCCAAAACCUACGAAAAUUGUCAAUGGCAUCCAGCAAGAGGACUUUGCUGCUCGCACAGUGGCUUUCUUUGGUUGGUUGGCCUUCAUAACGAUGCGAAUGCUCUCUCUGGCCACGUUCUGCAUCUUUUAUCCGCGGGCAUUUUUCAUUGUCAUGGGAAUACACUACGCCCUGAUGUUGGCUGCUCUGGCUCUGGAAACACGCUGCCGUGGCAGCUUUAGUCGCACUCUAUUCUAUCUGGUACUGGGCUAUAUCUACAUAUUUGUUUUAAUAGAGUUUCGCGUCAGCUUCAAGAGUCUAAGACUAUGGUAUGGCUGUUAUCUGGUAUUGACGCUGGCAGAGAAUAUCACCAUGUCAGCGAUUUGGUAUGCCAACGAGGAAUUCGAGUCCUGGUGGUUCGGAUUCAUAUGGGAAUGGAUUAUCUAUAGUGGCAUUUUAUUUUUGGCCACCUUAUUGGUAUACUAUUGUAUAUUGAGGCCUAAGGAUGUUUCCAUCAUUGUGGAGGACGAAAACAACGACAACGAUAACGACAACGCCGUGGAACAAACCUAAAACUAUAGUUAUCGUUGCCAAGUUACUACGAAUGUUAGGUCUCCCUAGCAGGCCUUACCAUUGACAUUGACAUUAAUACUUACAUAAAGCUGUCACAAUCAUUAGAAUUAGUUUUAAAAAUAAAUUAUUUCGCUUAGUUUUAAAA
Molecule: messenger RNA, 2135 nt
Organism: Drosophila willistoni
Lineage: Eukaryota; Metazoa; Arthropoda; Insecta; Diptera; Drosophilidae
Exons: 3
Coding region: 50-1990 (646 amino acids)
Biological process (GO): engulfment of apoptotic cell; apoptotic process involved in development; phosphatidylserine exposure on apoptotic cell surface
Cellular component (GO): plasma membrane
Source: RefSeq, a predicted model, not a curated record